Messenger RNA from Pseudoliparis swirei, 3913 nucleotides. It is a transcript of the gene slc1a5, whose product is annotated as solute carrier family 1 member 5. Gene Ontology annotation, molecular function: neutral L-amino acid transmembrane transporter activity; symporter activity; L-aspartate transmembrane transporter activity. Gene Ontology annotation, biological process: L-aspartate import across plasma membrane. The record is from RefSeq and is a predicted model, not a curated record. Gene Ontology annotation, cellular component: plasma membrane. Lineage: Eukaryota; Metazoa; Chordata; Actinopteri; Perciformes; Liparidae.
GUGUAAUCUGGGAAACAUGUGACAUUUAGAUAUAAAUACAACCUCAAAUAUCACGUGAAUACAAAAACUUUCAAGAAGAAACAUGCCUGAUAUUUUUUGCAUUUUGUGUCCAUGAAUGUAAUGUGACAUUUACAACUGCCAUUUUCUCUUUUGCACACGCCCAGCUCAUACGUCACAUGCAGUGGGCGUGGCUUGCCUUCGUGGAUAAGUCGCAACGGCUGCGUGGCUUACACGAACAUCGGGCGUUAAUGUGAAGGGCGGCUGGCAGUUUACUGCGAGUAAUAUUAAAAAGUGACUCCCGCGACACUAACGAUAGUUGUUUUGUGUCACACACUCGUGCUCUUUGGAUAAUUUUAACGGUAACUUUCGACGAGCGCCAUGGCCGAGGAAGUGAAGGUAUCCAACGGGGAGCUGCAUCUCGACGAGCCCCCCGCCAGCGACGGGAACCAGGGCAACCGGGAGCCGCUGUCCCGGCGGGUGAAGAGGAUAGUGAUGGCCAACCUGCUGGUGAUCCUCACCGUGGCCGGGGUCAUCGUCGGUAUUUUUAUUGGACUUGGCGUGCGCAACGUGGAGCUGACCAGGACCCAGAUAAUCUACGUGGGUUUCCCCGGCGAGCUGCUCAUCCGGCUGCUGAAGAUGAUCAUCAUCCCGCUGGUGGUGUGCAGUCUGGUGUCCGGGUCCGCCAGCAUCGACCCGAAAGCCCUGGGCAAGCUCGGCGGCUGGGCGAUGCUCUUCUUCCUGGUCACCACGUUAAUUGCCUCGUCCAUCGGGGUGGUGAUGGCUCUCAUCAUAGCUCCGGGGUCGGGGUCGAUCGCCAAACCCCAGGUGCAAGGCAUGGGCGACGACGUGCCAGUGGCUAAAGAAGUGUUAGACUCCUUCUUGGAUUUGAUCAGAAACCUAUUUCCCUCCAACCUGGUGUCUGCUGCCUUUCAAUCGUAUUCGACCAGCUACAAGCUGGUGUCCAGGAAUGGCACCGAUGGAAACCUCAAUUUCACAGUGGAGAAGGUGCCCUUCGGAAUAGACCAGGAUGGCAUGAAUAUUCUCGGCCUGGUCAUGUUUGCCAUCGUGUUCGGCGUGGCUCUCAGGAAGCUGGGCGGAGGAGAGAUCCUCAUCAAGUUCUUCAACUCCUUCAACGAGGCCACCAUGGUGCUGGUGUCUUGGAUCAUGUGGUACGCUCCCAUCGGUAUCAUGUUCCUCGUAGCGGGCAAGAUUGUUGAAAUGGAGGAAGUCGGCAAACUAUUUGCCAGUCUGGGAAAAUAUAUCGCCUGCUGUGUGAUCGGACAUGCCAUCCACGGCCUCCUCGUGCUGCCCGCCAUCUACUUCAUCUUCACGAGGAAGAACCCGUACACCUUCCUCUGGGGGAUAUUUACCGCUCUGGCAACCGCCUUCGGAACAAGCUCCAGCUCCGCCACUCUGCCCCUGAUGAUGAAGUGCGUGGAGGAAAAUAACGGCGUGUCCAAGCACAUCAGCCGCUUCAUCCUGCCCAUCGGAGCGACGGUCAACAUGGACGGAGCGGCGCUCUUCCAGUGCGUGGCCGCGGUCUUCAUCGCUCAGCUGAACAACACGUCCCUGAACUUCAUCCAAAUCAUCACCAUCCUUGUGACGGCGACGGCGUCGAGUGUCGGCGCUGCGGGUAUCCCUGCUGGUGGCGUGUUGACCUUGGCCAUCAUCCUGGAGGCGGUGGGACUGCCCACCAAGGACAUCUCUCUCAUCCUGGCCGUCGACUGGCUUGUUGACCGCACAUGCACGGUGCUGAAUGUCGAGGGCGACGCCUUCGGUGCCGGCCUCUUGCAGAACUUUGUGGACCGCACGGCCAAACGAGAGGCGGCGGCAGCGGAGCUGACCGAGGUCCGGCUGGAGGGCGGCGCGGUGGCCGCCGACCCCGAGCACUCGCCGCUCAUCGAGAAGCCAGCCGAGAGCGACGGCGGCAAGAAGUCUCAGUCCGGGGAAACCGAGUCUGCCAUGUGACUCCAGCUGCUGACGACACGCCGGCUUAUUUUUUUUUACAUCCCUGCAAAAGAAACCAAACUCGUGCUUUUUCCUUUUUUUUUUCCUGCCCUGGAGAAAAGAGGAUGGCCGGUACAUUACUAUGCAAUGAAAAGCUCUAUUUCCUCGACUCUACUCUGGGCAGAGCACAAAAAAGUCAGGGGUGGAGGGGCUUCCGAAUCUAUUCACGCAAUGACUUUUUCUUUUCUUUGUGAGGCACGGUGGACAUUAGUCUGGCUACUAAUGGUUCAUUUGCGCAAUCCUCAAUUUUUUUAAGUCCGAAUUUGUGACCAAGUUGUAGCGAUUAGGUGCUCGCCAAUAUAUAUAAUAACUAAACCCACUGGGAUGUCGGGAGGCUGGACCAGUGGCCAUCUGCCAUUACCUCAUUUUACGAAUGGAAGAAACAUUACGUUACUUUAUGAUGGUAUUUACUUCUUUUGACCUCUUAGCCCCCCCCCCCCCCCCCCCAGCACCAAUUUUUAAACAACUGGUCAAUUUUCUAGUGUAUCACAUGAAAAUGUUUGAACUUCUCCAUCUGGAAUCCACUAUCUCUUCUUUUAAACAUUUUUGUUGGUCAUUUUUUUUCCGUUCGUGUUAAAUUGUAAUCUUCCCAAACUGAAUUAUUGUUUUUUUUGUGUAUUUGUUGUGAAAUGUAUCAUCUUCAUGUCUUUUUUUGUUGUUGCUCGGUGUAUUUUAUGAUACAUGAUGAUGGCCACUUCCAUGCAGCUUGUGUCAAACAUAUUUAAACUAUUUAUCUUGUAUUUGAUUGGUGAAGCAUAUGGAACACUAGUUUAAAUAUAUUCCAUACUCUGCAUCUAAAUGUCUGUAUGAAAAAAGGCAAAAACAUUUGUUCUUAUAUUCACACUAACUUCCCAGAGCUAAAUUUUUUUAUAUUUUUUAUAUGAAGGACUCAAACAUGCUUGGACACCGAUUGACCUCCUGACCUUUUUUUCUACUGGACAUCAGUGCAAUAGAAGGCGACACAACCUCGACUUGAACCAUGGUUUGAUGACUGUCCUUUUUAAUACCCUCGAGACCAAAAAUCUCACCGACUCAGCAAAAACCCAAAAAGGUCGGAGACCGUAAAACUCCCGCUCAAAUUGAAUGACAUUUCCAAGGAGAUAUGCCAUUUGUUGAUCUCCAGCGUACGUCACACAUGGGCCACAAAGCACAGUCUGUAACGAGGACCUUUUGUUUGUUGUGUAGAAUGACUGUUGUCCUUCCACGACAACGCUUCAUGACAUAGCGGUGAGAAUCCCUGAAGGAUUUAAUAGGAUGUCAACCUAUUUAUGUGACCAGAAAUGCUGGUUUGGGGCUGUAGUCCUCUGUUGUUUGUCAUUGGUGAUGCUUAAGACAAUGAUUUUGUUCAAUUCAUAUUUAUUGCCAGGAAUCCUAAGAAAUUUAAAUAAUGUUUGGACAUGUUAACACCCAUUUUUUUUUUUUUAGGGUUUUGUAGGUGAACUUCCGAGUUGCCCAAUUGAAUGUCAUCUAUUCCAUCUUUGACGGUUUAAAGCUCGACCAAAUGGCUGUUUAUGCUCCCAAUGUUGGAAACCAGUUCUCUACUCUUAUCUUUUUACGUUACUCCUCGUCUGUGAUGGCGAUCUAAUCAUCCCGAGUCUUCUUCAUAUCUACAGUCUUAUGUCAUCAGGGUGCAACAGUAUUGACCGUUGCCUCAAACCAGAGAUUGUGCUUCAGUUUCCACUUUUUUUUUUUUUUUGGGAUGUUGUUAAUCAUCCGAGAUUUUUUUCUUCUUCUCUCCACCAUCUGUCAGUUUGUCUGGUUGGAGCAGUGAAUUUGUGUCGUGUUUGUGCGCACAUGUUAGUUUUAAUGAUAUUACAGUCGGGCGUUGUUUAAAAAAAAGAACACGAGCCAGGUUAGUCUGAAUGUACUGUUCUUAGUGGUUAACAAAUAAAAACUUGUUAUUUUA